Oncorhynchus kisutch (coho salmon) is the source of this 1294-nucleotide messenger RNA. Its product is annotated as Golgi apparatus membrane protein TVP23 homolog B-like. The record is from RefSeq and is a predicted model, not a curated record. Gene Ontology annotation, biological process: protein secretion; vesicle-mediated transport. The transcript has 8 exons. The coding region runs from base 315 to 923 and encodes 202 amino acids. Gene Ontology annotation, cellular component: Golgi membrane. Lineage: Eukaryota; Metazoa; Chordata; Actinopteri; Salmoniformes; Salmonidae.
CCAAAUGGAAGCAAACCUUCAUAUUUCCAGUCAUUGGCGCAAACAUACCUCAAAGUCUGUUCAAUAACGUUUUGGAGAAACGUGUUGUUCAGAACUAAUCGUUCUGCAACGAUUGAACGCACCUCUGAUAUAGGGUCGUGUGGGCGCUAUACAUAUUGGUGAUGGAUUCUUUUAUUGGGGGUGAGACGCUUUGCAGAUGAUCAAGAUCUUUACAAAGUUGCAACCAGGCAAUUUAUUUUGCACCCAUGAGUGGGGUCCUUCAUACAAGCAUGUUUAUUGUUUACCUACACGUCAUCCGGAAGUGAGUGUCAAAGAUGAUGAGACUGGAUUCACAGGAGGCAGAUGCUCCACUCUUUGGUGACGAUGAUGAUGCCCCCACCGCCACCAGACAGAAGAAAUCAGAAAUCAAGCAUCCCCUGGCCACGUUCUUCCAUCUCUUCUUCCGCACCAGUGCCAUCUUAGUCUACCUACUGUGUGAAAUCCUGAGCAGUAGUUUCAUCGUCUGUAUGGUCACCAUCAUCCUCCUCCUUUCAUGUGACUUCUGGACAGUCAAGAAUGUGUCUGGCAGGUUGAUGGUGGGCCUCAGGUGGUGGAACCAGGUGGAUGAGGAUGGACAGAGCCACUGGGUGUUUGAGUCCAGACCAGCAACCAGUAGAAAAGUUCCAACCAACUCUGAAUCACAGAUCUUCUGGCUGGGUCUGGUUGUGUGUCCAGUCCUCUGGGUCAUCUUUGUGUUCAGUACUCUCUUCUCCUUCAAGUUUAAGUGGCUGGCAGUGGUGAUCAUGGGUGUGGCAUUGCAGUGGGCCAACCUGUAUGGAUAUGUGCGAUGCAAAGUAGGCGGGAAGACCAACUUGAGGAGCAUGGCAACCAACUACCUUGGCAGCCAGUUCUUCAAACAGGCAAUGGCCAAACAGGGACCUUAGAGGUGGAUGUGCAGAGAGAAGAAACAUUAGCAUUUCUGCUAAUGUAAUAUUUUAUGUUAUCAAGAGGAUCUUGCCUUGCUUUAACUGAGGCAUAGGCUACUGUUAUUUUUCUUAAUUCCUGUUGAACAGGUGGAAGGCAUCUCUCUUCUGAGGGCAAGGGGUUGUUUCCCACAGAGUCCUACAAACGAUGUAGUAUAAAACUAAGAGACUACUAGGCUUCUUUGUAUGUUUGAUUCAUUUGUUUUCCUGCUAAAUAUUCAAAAUACAACCUUGUUAAUGAUAACUGCUGAUUGUAAUAUAAGACAUUUGUAAAUAUUAUAUUGACAUAAAAUGUCUGGGUGAAUGAAUAAAAACAAAAGUGUGUGAGUCAA